Messenger RNA from Varanus komodoensis (Komodo dragon), 1736 nucleotides. Its product is annotated as zinc finger protein 883-like. The annotation marks the transcript as partial. Gene Ontology annotation, molecular function: RNA polymerase II cis-regulatory region sequence-specific DNA binding; DNA-binding transcription factor activity. Gene Ontology annotation, biological process: regulation of transcription by RNA polymerase II. The record is from RefSeq and is a predicted model, not a curated record. Lineage: Eukaryota; Metazoa; Chordata; Lepidosauria; Squamata; Varanidae. The transcript has 6 exons.
GUGCAAGAACCGGUAGUCCACGGGCCCGUGAAUUUCCCUGAGGCGGAGAACACCCCGUUGGACAACACGCAGAUGCCGCUGUUCAGAGGGAUCGUGCAGGAGGGCGAUGGUGGUCCCACCUUGCUGGGAAAUGCAGCGACGCUCAGGGAGAGGGAAACGCCACUGUUGCUUCCUUCUAGGCCUUCUUCUCUUUCCGGUGCAUCAGACCUGGUCGCUCUGAAGUCAAAGCAGAACCCAGUGGCCUUUGAGAAGGUGGCCGGCUAUUCUAGACAGGAGGAGUGGGCCAUGCUAGAUCCCAGCCAACGGAUCCCACAGAGGGGAGAGCACGGGCUUCAUGGAGGACUGCACAGGGGCGUCAUGGAGGAGAUGUGUGGCAACCUGGCCUCUUUAGGGCUCCUGGUUCCCAGAUCUGACCUCAUCUCAUGGCAUGGAGGAAGGGGAGAUCCAUUUGUUGAGGGGACCAUGGAUCAGGAGAGAUCCACAGCUGCUGGGAGUGAAAGUAACAGAGACAUUAAACUGCAAAGAAUGAAAAGUGAAGGAAAACAGAAAUGGGUGCCAAGAUCCAUUCCUCCUGAAGGAGCAGACUUCCAUGAAAUUCCAGGACUGGAAGGAUGUCUUGAUGGAAAUAAAAAUAUCAUUUGUAAUGGGACAAAACUGCUGAAGUCACCUCUGUGUGGAAGAAGCUUCAAUCCACCUCUGUACCUUGCAAAACGUCAAAGUAUCCACACAGGAGAAAAGCCCUAUAAAUGUUUAGAGUGUGGAAACAGUUUCAGUAAUAACACAAAUCUUAAACUACAUCAGAGAAUCCACACAGGAGAGAAGCCCUACAAAUGUUCUGAGUGUGGAAAAGCUUUCAGUUAUAGCAUGAACCUUAAAUCUCAUCAAAGAAUUCACACAGGGGAGAAACCCUAUCAGUGUUCAGAAUGUGGAAAGCGUUUCAGCCAUAGUAUGAACCUUAAAUCUCAUCGAAGAAUCCACACUGGGGAAAAGCCCUAUCAAUGCUCAGAAUGUGGAAAACGUUUCAGUCAUAGCAUGAACCUUAAAUCGCAUCACAGAAUCCACACGGGUGAGAAGCCCUACCAGUGCUCUGAAUGUGGAAAACGUUUCAGUCAUAGCAUGAACCUUAAAUCUCAUCGAAGAAUCCACACUGGUGAGAAACCCUAUGAGUGUUUAGAAUGUGGAAAGCGUUUCAGCCGGCCCUCUCUGUUUAAGUUGCAUCAACGAACUCACACUGGUGAGAAGCCAUUUCAGUGCUUCAACUGUAGAAAAAGCUUCACUUGGCACUCUUACCUUAAGGUGCAUCAACAGAUUCACACAGGAAAGGAGCCAUUUAAAUGCUCAGAAUGUGGGAAGGGCUUCAAUGACAGUGGUCACCUUGGAGACCAUCUCAGAAUCCACACAGGCGAGAAACCCUUUCAGUGCUCAGUGUGCGGAAAGGGUUUCAGUCAAAACAUAAACCUUAAGGUCCAUCAGAGUAUCCACACAGGGGAGAAGCCCUACACUUGCUCUGAAUGUGGGAAGGGCUUCCUUGAUUGCAGAAGGCUUAAACAGCAUCAAAGAAUUCGCACAGGGGAGAAGCCAUAUAAAUGCUUAGAGUGCAGAAAGAACUUCACUUUGCCCUCUUAAGUUGCAUCGAAGAACUCACACAAGAACUCAUUUAAAUGCCCAGAAUUUGGAAAGGGCUUCAGCAAACGCACAAGCCUUAAAACCUCUCUCCACACAGGUGAGAAGCCCUU